GUUCGUGAUCAUUGCCACAGGGCUCGGAGUGAGGGCGUGGACUUGAAAGCACGCCGUAAGCUGAUCAUUGCUAGCAUCUUAUGUUUGGUAUUCAUGAUUGCCGAAAUUGUGGGUGGCGUUUUGUCGAACAGCUUGGCUAUCGCAACGGAUGCCGCACACUUGCUAACGGAUUUCGCCAGUUUUAUGAUCUCACUGUUUGCCAUCUGGAUAGCCGGACGUCCAUCCACGCAACGAAUGUCCUUUGGCUGGUAUCGAGCUGAGGUGAUUGGCGCCAUGGCCUCCGUCUUCAUGAUCUGGGUGAUAACUGGCAUACUCGUUUGGCUGGCAAUUGGACGACUCAUUAGCGGCGACUAUGAUGUGGAUGCCAAGAUCAUGUUGAUCACAUCGGGCCUGGCAAUUUUGGUGAAUGUCAUCAUGGGUGUGCAGCUGCAGCAUGGGCACUCGCACGGCCUGGGCGGUGGGCAUGGUCACAGUCAUGGCAACUCAAAGGCCAGCAAGAAGAAGGCGAAGAAGCAUAAGAGAUCCGUUUCACAUGCAAAUGCCACAUCGACACCGUGCGCCGCCUCGCCCAACCAACGCAUCGAGGGCGGCGUUGCUUUCGAUCCGGAGGAUGCCGAGCUGCCGGGCGCCGGCCUGCCGACCUACUCGUAUCAGAACUCCAAGCUUGUGGAUCCGAAUCUGGAUCUGGAAAUAGCUGCCGUAUUGGCGGAAACGGCGCCCGGCUCCCAUCACCACGGCGGGCAGGUGGGACGCGAAGCCGUCAACAUGAAUGUGCGGGCGGCGCUCAUACACGUAAUUGGCGACGUUAUCCAGAGCGUCGGUGUCUUUGUGGCCGCCGGCGUCAUUUACUUUUGGCCCCAAUACGCCAUUGUCGAUCCGAUAUGUACCUUCGUCUUCUCCAUCAUUGUCCUGUUUACCACAUUCACCAUUAUGAAGGAUGCGCUGCUGGUUCUCAUGGAGGGCACGCCAAAUUAUAUGCACUACGCCGAGGUCUUGCAAAUAUUCCAAAGCAUUGAAGGCGUUGAGCGCGUCCACAAUUUGCGCAUCUGGGCGCUGAGCAUUAAUAAAGUAGCGCUAUCUGCGCAUUUGGCAAUUGGUGCCAAUGCGAACCCGAAGCAAAUAUUAGACGCAGCCACUUCAGCGGUUCAUUUGCGUUACAAUUUCUUUGAGACGACAUUACAGAUCGAGGACUAUACGGCCGAAAUGGAGAAUUGCGUACAGUGCACGGUGCCAGAGAAAUAAGAGAAAUGGAAUGCAACAACUUUUAUUUAGUAUUUGGAAAGAUUAUGAAGCUGUUGAAUGGAAGAAAGAAAGAAAGAAAGAAACGAAAAAAAAAAAUACUGUGUACAUUCGCCUAUAAAAUGUAUCUGUAUCUAUGAGAUAAGCCAUAAAUGCAUUUACCUUAUGCACCUGCACUCACAAUGCAAACAGACUGAGAGACAGACGGACGAGCGGACGGACAGGAUUGCCCAUCAUUUGGCCAGAUAAUGUACCUAAAAUUAAUGCGCUACAUUUUCCAUCACGUCACAUAAUAUUAACAUUGUAAACAUGGCACAGUGGUGCAAAAAAA
Messenger RNA from Drosophila navojoa, 1570 nucleotides. It is a transcript of the gene ZnT35C, whose product is annotated as solute carrier family 30 member 3. Gene Ontology annotation, cellular component: plasma membrane. Gene Ontology annotation, biological process: zinc ion transmembrane transport; response to zinc ion. Gene Ontology annotation, molecular function: zinc ion transmembrane transporter activity. The record is from RefSeq and is a predicted model, not a curated record. NCBI's taxonomy places the organism in Eukaryota, Metazoa, Arthropoda, Insecta, Diptera, Drosophilidae.